Erythranthe guttata (spotted monkey flower) is the source of this 1669-nucleotide messenger RNA. Lineage: Eukaryota; Viridiplantae; Streptophyta; Magnoliopsida; Lamiales; Phrymaceae. The record is from RefSeq and is a predicted model, not a curated record.
CACUUACUAUCUUCCCUACAGAAUAGAGAAUUGUUUACACGAUGCUCCGAUAACUUAUUAUCAAAAGGAUUCAUCGGAGCCAGAGACUUUAGGAGCUAGAGUUAGUACUAACUAUGCUUGGGAUAACCUGCCUCUUCCACAUAAGCUAGUUGUCCAAUUUCAUGAUGUGCAUCUAUUGCGUGAAAUCAACUUGGAUAAGGUGAGGUCUGGGAUUUCAUUUACCCCUGGAGAAGAAGCCUGAAGAUAAAAACACCUCUUGACCUGAACCAUGAUGAGGAGACAAUAAUGAAAAUUGUUCCAUUCUGGAGAAGUUCUCUCAGUGAUUCGAAUGCUCCCCGUCAACAGUACUACUUUGAUCAUUUCGAGAUCCACCCUAUAAAGAUUGUAGCAAGGUUUCUUCCUGGAGACUCCAAUUACAGCUACAGUUCCACUCAAGAGACUCUUAGGUCGUUACUCCACAGUGUGAUCUGUUACCAAUUGUUCGUCGGAUGAUCUGUUUCUUUUCUUUUCUACGGCCUUUGAGGUAGUAAAUCACUUUGAUUUAUAUUUAUAUUCGACCAAUGAAUUUUCCAUCUCCUCAUAGAUACCUGCCAUCACGAGAAAGAAUGUUGAGCUGAAUGGGGUCCUUGUGACACAUGCUUUGAUAACGAUACGUGAAUUGACUGUAAAAUGCGCACAACAUUAUUCCUGGUAUGCCAUGAGAGCAAUCUAUUUGGCAAAGGGAAGCCGAUUGCUUCCUCCAGCUUUUGCUUCCAUAUUUGAUGAUCUAGCUUCGUCCUCGCUUGAUGUCUUUUUUGAUCCCUCAAGUGGUUUGGUCAAUCUUCCAGAAUAUUUUGAUGAACAUUUCCCUUUGCAAAUGUUCAUUCCAAACUGUUUGGAUGGUCUCUGCCCCCCAAACCCCCCUGGCCUGGUCCAUGAAUUUAUGAAUUAGGGACGCUGAAGCUGAUCAGUAAAUUCAUGGAUAACAAAAGGAUUUUCUGGAACAAAGCGCUACUUUGGUGAUCUAGGAAAAACAGUAAGUUUUUAUUUUCCCCUUCUAAGUACAAACUAGUUGAAGUUUUUCAUUUGAGUUGCAUGACAUUUCUCUCUGGGUUUCAUUUGCAGUUGAAAACAGCAGGGUCCAAUGUGCUAUUUGCUGCAGUCACUGAAGUAUCAGACUCUGUUCUUAAGGGAGCAGAAACAAGUGGUUUUAAUGGCAUGGUAAAUGGUUUUCACCAAGGAAUUCUUGAAUUAGCUAUGGAACCAUUAGUUCUCAGCAGUGCUUUCAUGGAAGGUGGCGCAGAUCGGAAAAUAAAGCUUGAUAGAAGCCCUGGGGUUGAUGAGCUAUACAUCGAGGGUUACCUGCAAGCAAUGUUGGAUACAAUGUACAAACAAGAAUACCUUAGGGUGAGAGUCGUCGAAAACCAGGUUAUUCUCAAAAACCUCCCUCCAAGCAGUUCUUUUAUAAACAAAAUCAUGGAGCAUGUAAAAGGGUUUCUUGCAAGCAAGUCAUUGUUGAAGGGUGAAUCUUCAACAUCUUACUCCCUCCGACACAUACGAGGAGAAAGAGUUUGUCUUGUCCGGUAUAGUUGCCUAUGUUGAUGGGCGAUUAUGUCGGAAUAUUCCUAACCCUUUAGCAAGAAGAAUUAUUAGUGGGUUCUUGUUGAGUUUUCUUGAUCAAAACGACGAU